AGAUUUUAUUAUUUAUUUCUUUUAUUAGUUAGUUAGGCUUUUAUUCUAAAAUUAUUUUAUAUUUAAAUUUUAAAUUUUAACAUAGUGUGAAUUUUUCAAUCAUGUAAUCUUUUUUGAAAUAAUUGCUUGUUCAAGUGAUUGGUAAAAAAAAUUAUUAUUUUUAUCAAAGUUUGGUGGGAAUGGUGAAUACUUGCAGGUAACCUCAACAACGAAAAUGAGAGAGAGUGGUAGAGCGAGAGAAUGGGAUGCAGGCACUGGACACAGGGCGCGGCAUCGACGGUCAGCACUGGGUAAUGAGAAGAUCAGAGUCCAAGAGAGAGGUCGACAGUGGAAGGGAGUGGAUACAAGGCAACUUAUCUGGAAUGGGAAUCAGAAUGAGCACAGAGAGUGGGGGUUUGAUAGAGGACAGUGGAAAGGAGGGAACUAGAGUAAGUACAGGCAGUGGGGGUAUGACAGAGGGCAAUAUAAGUAAGCUACAGCCUUCUUUUUUACAAAUAUGCCAGAGGACUGGAGCUACACAGAAAUGUGGAGAACGUUUGGCAAGUUUGGAAGGGUAUUUGAUAUUUAUAGUCCAUAGAGGAGAAGCAAGAACGGAAGGAGGUUCGGUUUUGUCAGCCAAAUACCCCGAGGAGAAAGAUAAAGGGGAGAGAGUAAGGAGAAUCAUCCCAUUAAAAGAAAUUGUUUAUGGGAAGUCAUAUGCUAAUGCUGUGAGAGGACAAGAAGGUCGUGGAUCCGGGAAAAGCGAAGAGAAGACACCUGAGAGCCCCUUGAAGCGUGAAGAAGAAAAAAGCAGAGCCCAUGAAAAGCAGAAGCAACCGAAGAGCGGACUAUGGCUGCAAGGAAGCUAUGUGGGAGUUGCUCACUCAGUGGAGAUUGUACCCAAUCUACAAGAGAAGUUUUACAUGGAAGGGUACUUCUCAUGUAGAUUAAGAGCUAUGGGGGGAAAACUGGUCUUUAUGGAUGGUGAGAACAAAGAUGAAAUUAAGGAUUUAGUGGAGGGAGCCUCGGAGUGCCAAGGAGCUCCUUUGCAUGCUUGGGGCCCAGAAUUCUUUGAAGAAUUGGCAUUAGUUUGGGGGAAAUGUAUAUGCUUGGAUGAUAGUACAAGAUUUUUAAUAUCAACAACAAUAAUGGACACAAUCUCUGUUCACCAGAAAGUUAAAGUCAAUGGGGAUAUAUAUGAGUUGAAGUUUUCAGAGGAGGAAUUGACAAAUAGCCUCUUCUCACUGAAGUAUGAUUUCAGGCCGUCUUUCAAUAGUGACUCAGAGCUUGAUGAGUCUUGGUCGGAUGCCUCGGAUUAUACAGCAGGCUUCGAUGGAGAUAGCGGGGGAGAAGAAAGCGAAGAUAACGCCGGAAAGAAUAUUUCAGGCAGAGGAACAUUUCCGAGCAAGGAGAGAGGAAGCAGGUUAGCUAUCACUUCAAGCUCAGAAGCAAAAUUUGAAUUUGAAGGAAAGAGUAAUGAUGAGGAUUGGUCAAAAAAGAAGGUUAGGCUCUCACAUAGCAGAUUAGGUGAGGAAGAGUCCAUUGAUGUGGUAGCAGAUAGCUUUGAAAUGGAUUUGGAAGAGGAUGACGCAAGGGAGAGAGGUGAUAUUGAAAUGUGUGUAUCAGGAAGUAAGGUGAAGACUGUCUCAAAUUCAAACUCUGCAGCAAGCUCCUGUAGCAACGAGAGGGGUAGUAUAGAAGGGAGUAGGGAAGAGGAGACGAGCACAACACAGAAAAAGGACAAGAAAAAGAGAAAGAAAAGGAGCAAAUCAUGCACUUCUGUUUACCAAAAAUCAAUCCUUCUUGGAUUCAUGAAGCAGAAGAAGAAAAGCAGGGGCAGAUGUGGCACGAGGCAAACGGAGGAAGAAGCAGUGUUGGUGUUCCUGCCAAACACAAGCAACUCAAUAGCGGGUGGUUCGGUAGGACAUAGCGGUAUUCAAAAUUGUAAUAGGCUGCUAAAGGAACUCCCCAACAAGCGGAUUGCUACUGAUAUAUGGGAGUGUGCGAAGAAGAUAGGGGCAGUGGCAGAGGAAGAAGAAUCGGUCAUUAAGAAACUUAAGGAGUUGGAGACUAGAGAUAGAACAACAAAGGAGAAAGAAAGCUUAAGGGGCCCGAGCAAGGAACAGAAGAGAAUUGUUAGAGAUUUAGUGAAUAGAGAAGGUGUGGACCUCUUAGCAAUUCAAGAAACUAAGAAGAGUGGAAUAGAUAGAAAAUUAUGUAGUUUGCUGUGGGGGUCAGAGGAGUUUGAUUGGGUGGCGAAGGAUUCGGUAAGAUUGUUGGGAGGUAUGGUUUGUGUAUGGAACUCUAAAGCGCUCAGAAUGAUAAAAGUUUGGGAGAGUGAGAACUUCAUCGGGAUACAGGGGAGGUGGGUAGCAGAGGAUGUUUGUGUUAAUAUCAUCAAUAUUUACUCUCCAUGUCAUUUAGCGGUAAAGAAUAUAGAGGAGAAAGUAGGAAGCAAAGCAGUAACUAUUGAGAUGAGGGAGUUUAAUAAUUUUAUAAUGGAAUCAGAACUGAUGGAGACACCAUUAGUGGGCAGAAAAUUCACAUGGUACCAACCGAGUGGCAAGUUGAUGAGUAGAAUCAACAGGUUCUUACUGUCUGAAGAGUGGCUAAAUAAGUGGGGGGAGGCAACUCAGUGGGGACUAACCAGAACUCAAGAAGGGUGUCGGGAGGUGAUAAGAGAAGCAUGGAGAAAGGAAUAUACUCAUGGGUGGGCCGGAUUUUGCCUCAAAGAAAAACUCAAGAACACCAAAGAGGUGUUGAAGAUAUGGAGCAGAAACUUGGUACCAGAAAUAGAAAGGAGAAUGAGAGAAGCUACGUCAGAGAUCUCGCAGCUAAAUGUGAAAGGAGAGACGGUUCAACUAUCUGAGGAAGAGAUUGAGAGAAGAAAACAGGCAUUCUUGAUUUUGUGGGACAACAUGAGAUACAAAGAGAGAGUCCAGAUUACAGAGGCUGAUAAAAUGAAAGAAGAAAGUGCCAUCUUUUUUGAGGAAACAUUCACGGAGAAGCAGUGGAUGAGACCAUCUGUAGAAGGACUCCAAUUCAAACAAAUUGCCCCAGCAGAUAAUGAUUAUCUCAUUGCAUCUUUUACUAAAGAAGGAAUCAAGACAGUGGUGUGGGACUGUGAAAGUUCAAAAGCACCGGGUCUGGAUGGCUUCAAUUUUAAAUUCAUCAAGAGUGAAUGGGAGACAAUCAAAGGCGAUGUUACUGAAUUUUUUCAUGAGUUUCAGAAGAAUGGCAAAAUUGUGAAGGGGGGUAUAUACAAAAUCCUUGCAAAGUUACUUGCUAACCGGCUUAAGAAGGUGCUGGUGGGAAUAGUUGGUGAACAGCAAAUGGCAUUUUUAAGCGGUCGGCAAUUAAUGGAUGGGGUUGUAAUAGUAAAUGAGGUCAUUGAUGAAGUAAAAAAGAAGAGGAAGGAAGCGUUUUUGUUUAAGAUUGACUUUGAGAAAGCUUACGACAAGGUUAGCUGGAGAUUUCUUGAUUUCAUGUUGCAAAAGACGGGUUUUUCAAAUACUUGGAGGAAAUGGAUUAUGGAGUGCCUAAGGUCAAGUAUGGUGUCGGUUGUGGUCAAUGGCAGCCCUACCAGACAAUUCUCUAUAUUCAGAGGCCUUCAGCAAGGGGAUCCACUAUGCCCAUUCUUAUUUUUGAUUAUUGUAGAAGGGAUUAAUGGGCUGGUUUUGAAGGCUGUGGAGAAAGGUUUAAUUGAAGGAGUAGAAGUGGGAGAUAAAGGCUUCAAGAUCACACAUCUCCAAUAUGCAGAUGACACUCUGCUGUUCGGCACAGCUAUUGAGGAAAAUGUAUGGGCUAUGAAGAGCAUCUUGAGGACAUUCGAGCUGGUAUCGGGGCUAAAGAUAAACUUUAACAAAAGUCAGCUCAUUGGCAUUGGAGAGUGGGAAGCUUUCAUUUUGGAACCAGUGCUGGAGGGCGUGACCAGAAAACUAUCCACAUGGAAAGGGAGAUACUUAUCUCUAGGAGGAAGGAUCACUCUCAUUCACUCAGUACUGUCCAGUCUGCCCGUGUUUUGGAUGUCCAUGUACGUGAUCCCGAAAGGUACAAUUCUAUUUCUUGAUAAAAUCCGUAGGAGAUUUUUAUGGGGAGGAGUUGAGGGAGGAAAGAAAAUAAAUUGGGUUAGAUGGGACAAGGUUUGUAGGGACAAAGAGCAAGGGGGGUUAGGUGUGAAGGAUUUAAGGAAGUUUAAUCUAGCUUUGCUAGGGAAGUGGUGGGGGAGAUUGGUUAACGAGGAGGAUGGAUUAUGGAAAGAAGUAAUAUUGCAGAAAUAUGGUAGGGUCGGGGAACCAAGAUUUAAUUGGUUAAGGAGGGUAAUGGUUUUGGGUCUAGAUGGUGGAGGGAUUUGUAGGUUGAAUGUCAUAGACCAUGAGAAUGAGGGUUGCUGGAUAUGGAAACUGCAGUGGAGGAGAAGGUUAUAUAGCUGGGAAGUCCAAGAAGAAACAGAGAUUUUGAAGGAAAUCCAGGAAACAACAAUCACAAAAGGAAAAACUGAUGUAAGGGAGUGGAUACAUAGUAACAACGGGUUUUACACAACAAGAUCUGCAUACAAGGCACUCACAUUGGAGCUCGAGCGGGAACAACUAGGAGUGACCCUUCAAAAAGUAUGGAAUGCAAUGGUGCCAAGUAAGGUUUUAGCAUUUUCAUGGCAACUUCUUCAAGAUAAAAUCCCUACAAAGGCAAAUCUUUUCAAAAGAGGUGGUGGGGAAUUAGAACAGCGCUGGACAGAGAUGGGUGUAAGGUAUUCCAACAGCAUCCUUCAGCUCUCAAAGUGGCAGAAUAAAAGAGGGCUGGAGAUGCAUCUGGUUGCUAGAACUGGUUCAACUAAGGUCCUUCAGCUGGAUGAAAUGCAGAAAGAAAGGAUGUCUUUUUUCAUUGUCCGAUUGGAUCCAGGACCCGGUAUCCUGCUUAAGAGGGGUUGCAGCAAAAAAAGGCAAAACAGGGUGACAAUACCAGGGUAAGCAACGGAUUUCUUAGGAAGGGGCACUCGACUAAAUUCAUACGUAUUUUGGGGGAAUUAGUUGCUGAAUAAACACAUAUAUCCCUG
Messenger RNA from Rubroshorea leprosula, 5032 nucleotides. Lineage: Eukaryota; Viridiplantae; Streptophyta; Magnoliopsida; Malvales; Dipterocarpaceae. The record is from the annotation of a GenBank genome assembly.